Sitophilus oryzae (rice weevil) is the source of this 2574-nucleotide messenger RNA. RefSeq lists its product as uncharacterized. The record is from RefSeq and is a predicted model, not a curated record. NCBI's taxonomy places the organism in Eukaryota, Metazoa, Arthropoda, Insecta, Coleoptera, Curculionidae. The coding region runs from base 281 to 724 and encodes 147 amino acids. Gene Ontology annotation, molecular function: growth factor activity; heparin binding. Gene Ontology annotation, biological process: mesoderm morphogenesis. The transcript has 5 exons. Gene Ontology annotation, cellular component: extracellular region.
GGAGCCUGAGCGCUGCUGGACCUAUCCGAACCUCAGCGGACGACAAACAGCGCGGUCUAGAGAGAAGCGAGAGGUUUCUGUCAGCGAUAUCGUCGCCCAUCAUCAGACAGAAGCAGGUCCUGGACGUGGUAGUACCAUCUCUCGUGAGACACUAGUACAUCGUUUUGCGUACUAUCAGUCAGUGUUUUUUUCUCUUUGAAGGGAAAUUAGUCGGGUCGUCGGUGGUUUACGUAAUAGUUGUGAUCGGGGUUGUGAUUUUGGAGUUGUGUCCUACAUAAAGAUGAAGUGGCUUCUUCUAUCAACACUAGCAGUCUUACUGGCUCUGGCUAUCGCAGAAGGCGAGGUAUGGGAGGAAGAUGACCAUGAAGUGCUGAUCCGAAGUGAAAGGGGCGCUAAAAAUCAGGAAUGCCGUUAUGCCAAAGGCGCAUGGACCGAGUGCGAUUCCAAAACCAACCAAAGAUCGAGAAUGUUGACGCUGAAAAAGGGCAACGCCACCAACUGCGAGCCGACCAAAACGAUGCAGAAAAAGUGCAAAAAAGCUUGCAGAUACGAGAAGGGCGCUUGGGCAGAGUGCAACCCUCAAGGCCAGAUGACGAGGACCGACAAAAUCAAGGCAGGCAGUGAUUCGUCCUGUGAACAGAAGAGAGAGAUCACGAAAAAGUGCAAAACCAAGAUGGCCAAGCCCACCAAAGGUAAGAAAGCUGCCCGUCGUAACAGAAAUUAAGAAACUGAAAUCAAGACAACUACAAUACAGUCAUCAUUGAAACACAUAUAGGUUAAUAAAAAAAAAUGAAUCAUUAGGUAUAUCCACUUAAUUUUUACAUUCACGAUCAACCAAAAAUCAUAUAUACACAGAAAAAAAUAAAUAUUGAUCUCCUUUACCAUUCUAAAAUAUAUACAUUUAUAAACAAAAAGAACACACUCUUUGAAAUAAACUAUGUAUAAGUUUAAAUAAAAUACGAUUUCUUUUAUACAGGGUUAUUUAAAAAAUCAUCACGUUAAAAAAAUAUAUAUAUCCUCAUCUCGUAUAUUGUACAUUAUAACAUUAAUUUGUAAAAGAAAUACAAGCGUUGUUUUACUUAAGCCAAAAAUAUCUUUUAUUGUUUAAUUAUUGACACUAAAAAAUAGUUAUAUAAUAAGUUAUAGUUAGUUACAGUUUAAGUAUAUAGGGCCUAAGGCAUACAUACAUCACAUAGACAUAUUAUAUCAAAUAUAUAUGAUUAGAAAAAGAAAGAUUUUAGUUUUUUACAGUUUCACACUAUAUAUUUUUAAUGGACGUGAAAAUAUACAGGGUGAGCCAAGAAAAAAAUAAUAUAUUUUUUUUCUAAUCAUAGUUUUUGGUAUUGAAUAUUGAGUUAAACGUAAGCUUCAAAGUUAGAGAUAAUAAAUUAUUUUUUUUACAAAAUACCAUAAUUGUGAAAAUUUUUGGCAACAAAAUUUUAAUUUGUACUGACAUUUAAAAUCUCUCUAACUUUUGAACUUCUCUGUAUUUAUUACAGGAUUUUAUUAAGUUUUUUUUAAUAAAUAGAGAGCACAUGCAUGUAUCAUGUAGAUAUUAUAAUAUCUUCUUGUUGUUCAUUUGUUUCAAACACGUACCAUAUGAUCGAGAAAAAAAAACAACGUCAUGGUUGGCUUGAAAAUUCAGAUCGCUGCAGCCCACUUGACGCCGUUCUUUUUUCGAUCAUACAGUACAUCAUAUAGGGUUAUUGUAUUUAAGGAUAAUGUGUAGGUGUACUUUUUAGAUACUAUACAUACUCUGUUAUACAGAUAAUUUUUUUUUGGUUUAUUUUUAAUCUAUAUGAAAAUAACAUUUUGAUAAAAGCAUCAGAACAAUCGGUAUAACAAAAACAUACCGGGUGCAUCUUAAAAGUGGCUCACCCCUAUAACUUUUUUAUUUUUUUAGAUAAAAAAAACGAAAUUUGGUAUGUUAGUAUACGACAUAAAUUAGGAUUAAUUGGACAUAUUCAAUUGUUUUUUGUCACUAAAGUCAUGCACUAAAAUCAAUUACAUACCAAAUGUCGCUUUUUUAUCUCAAAAAAUAAAAAAGUUAUAGAGGCGAGGCAUUUUUGAGAUGCACCCGGUAUAUUAAACGGUUUUACACCAAUACAACUUAUUUCAAAAAUUGGUUUGAUCAAACAUCCAUGUUAAAUUUAUUUGACAGAUAUGUAUUGAUCCAACUAGAGUUUUGUAGGUGUACAAUUACAAUUAAAGGAAACAAACCAAAAAAUCAACCUCUUGCUCAUUUAUUUCUUUUAAAUUCUUCAAUUUGAUUUCAAGGCAUAUCAGAAUGUUCAUUUUCUAGCCAUCAGUAACAAGCAAACAUUUUUAGGAGUUUUUUUCGAAUAGUAAAAACGUUUUUUAGUGUUUUUAAAAUUCAUAAUAAUUAAUAAUAAUAAUAAGAUAUAUUUAAUAGGUGCAGUUUGAUGUGCAUUUCUUUUCUUACUGGAGUAAUCUCAGAAUUUUACAAUUAGGUAAAUAAAUCUUAAUUGGAAACACAUUAAGAUAGGUCUCUCUCCGAAACUUAAAUAAUAACUGUUUCUCAGUGUAACAAUUAUAUUAAAAAUCUUCCAAUAA